Molecule: messenger RNA, 933 nt
Organism: Dendrobium catenatum
Lineage: Eukaryota; Viridiplantae; Streptophyta; Magnoliopsida; Asparagales; Orchidaceae
Product: nucleolar protein 12
Exons: 4
Coding region: 118-723 (201 amino acids)
Cellular component (GO): nucleolus
Molecular function (GO): RNA binding
Source: RefSeq, a predicted model, not a curated record
UUGCAUCUUGUUAACCAGUUAAGUGUUGGGCGGCGGAGUUCGUAUUCCUAAUUUUCGCCGUGCUGAUAUUCCGACUUAAAUCUACGGCGUCGGAGCGGCGACGCUGGCCGGACGAGGAUGGAUGACGAGCAGGAGUUCGAUGAAGGCGUCGUGGUGGGGCAGAAGCCCACGGUGAUGGUUCCUCGCCAUAUAAAUAAGAAAUCUCUCCGAAACAGAGGCCUUUCCAUCGCAUUCGACGAGAAAAACCUAAGGGACUUUGUUACUGGUUUCCAUAAGAGAAAGGAUAAGCGGAGAAAGGAAGCUAAGAAACAAUUGCAUGAGAAGGAAAGGCAAAUGCGUAUUAUGGCCCGUAAGAAGAUGAAAGAAGCGAAAGAAUUAGCAUUAAAAGGUCAGCUUAAGGAGCUUGACUCAGACUUGGAACAAGAUGUAGAUAGUGAUGCUAAAGAAGAUGGACCAACUACAAUUGCAUCUGUGUCAGAAACGAGAAUAUAUGAAAAUAACAAUACAACUAUCACAGUGACUACAAGCGAACUUGUUAAUGAAAACCAAGAUUUGGAGCCAGUACAUACCAUUCCCAAGCUCAGCAACAAAUUGGAAAAGAAUCAUAAGCUUCCAGUAAAGAUAAAACCAAUGAAAAGAGCAACAAAGCAGAAGCUGCAGAAGAAAACCAGUAAAAGAUCUGCAUCUUUUAAGAUAGAUGGGAGGAAAAAGAAGAGUAAAUAGUAGUCAGAAUGUGUUGAAUUGUCAAUACCAAAUCUUAUAAUUUCCAUUUCUAUUUAUUUAAAAAGUCAGAAAGCUUUUUCUGGCACAAAUGUUUUUGUUAGAACUUUGUUAAGGAUGCUGCUUUUUAAUUACUGAUCCUUUUGCAGACUUUUUUUCUAAGAAAUUUAUUGUAUAUGUGAUUAUUAAUGGUGAGCUGAAUGGGUUCUUCAA